Molecule: messenger RNA, 1800 nt
Organism: Oncorhynchus gorbuscha (pink salmon)
Lineage: Eukaryota; Metazoa; Chordata; Actinopteri; Salmoniformes; Salmonidae
Product: basic proline-rich protein-like
Exons: 4
Source: RefSeq, a predicted model, not a curated record
AUCCCCAGACCCCCCGACCCCUGGGACUAUACACCAGACCCCCAGACCCCCAGGCCCCCUGGGACUAUACACCAGACCCCCAGACCCCCAGGCCCCCUGGGACUAUACACCAGACCCCCCAGACCCCCAGGCCCCUGGGACUACACACCAGACCCCCUAGACCCCCAGACCACCAGGGACUACAGACCAGAUCCCAGACACCCCAGACCACCAGGGACUACACGCCAGACCCCCCAGACCCCCAGGCCCCCUGGGACUACACACCAGACCCCCCCAGACCCCCAGACCACCAGGGACUACACAGAUCCCCCAGACCCCCAGGCCCCCCGGGACUACACACCAGACCCCCAGACCCCUUGGGACUACACACAGACCCUCACCAGGCACCCUGGGACUACACACCCCAGGCACCCUGGGACUACACACCAGACCUCCCAGGCCCUGGAACUACACACCAGACCCCCAGACCCCAGGCACUAUACACCAGAUCCCCAGGCCCCUGGAACUACAUACCAGACCCUCCCAGACCCCCAGACCCCCCAGACCACCUGGGACUACACACCAGAACCCCAGACGCCCCAGGCCCCUGGGACUACACACUAGACUCCCAGAACCCCCAGACCUCCCAGACCCCCUGGGACCACCCCCAGACCUCCCAGACCCUGGGACCACCCCCAGACCUCCCAGACCCCCUGGGACUACACCCCCUGGGACCACGCACCAGACCCCUGGGACCACGCACCAGACCCCCUGGGACCACGCACCAGACCCCCUGGGACCACGCACCAGACCCUGGGACCACGCACCAGACGUCCCAGACCCCCUGGGACCACGCACCAGACGUCCCAGACCCCUGGGACCACGCACCAGACGCCCCAGACCCCUGGGACCACGCACCAGACGCCCCAGACCCCCCGGGACCACGCACCAGACGUCCCAGACCCCGGGACCACGCACCAGACGUCCCAGACCCCCGGGACCACGCACCAGACGUCCCAGACCCCCCGGACCACGCACCAGACGUCCCCAGACCCCCGGGACCACGCACCAGACGUCCCAGACCCCGGGACCACGCACCAGACGUCCCAGACCCCCCGGGACCACGCACCAGACGUCCCAGACCCCGGGACCACGCACCAGACGUCCCAGACCCCCCUGGACCACGCACCAGACGCCCCAGACCCCCGGGACCACGCACCAGACGUCCCAGACCCCGGGACCACGCACCAGACGUCCCAGACCCCGGGACCACGCACCAGACGUCCCAGACCCCCGGGACCACGCACCAGACGUCCCAGACCCCCGGGACCACGCACCAGACGUCCCCAGACCCCGGGGACCACGCACCAGACGUCCCAGACCCCCGGGACCACGCACCAGACGUCCCAGACCCCCGGGACCACGCACCAGACGUCCCAGACCCCGGGACCACGCACCAGACGUCCCAGACCCCCGGGACCACGCACCAGACGUCCCAGACCCCCGGGACCACGCACCAGACGUCCCAGACCCCCGGGACCACGCACCAGACGUCCCAGACCCCCCACGCACCAGACGUCCCACCCCCCGACCACGCACCAGACGCCCCAGACCCCCGACCACGCACCAGACGUCCCAGACCCCCCGGGACCACGCACCAGACGUCCCAGACCCCCGGGACCACGCACCAGACGUCCCAGACCCCCCCGGGACCACGCACCAGACGCCCCAGACCCCCCCGGGACCACGCACCAGACGUCCCAGACCCCCGGGACUACGCACCAGACGUCCCGGGACUACGCACCAGACCCCCGGGACUAC